GAGGUGAAGCGAAGCCGGGCCGGGGCCGGCCGGGACCAGGCCGGAGGCUGAGCGGCGGCGACAGCGGUGGCCGGGAGGGGGGAGGAGAGGCGCAGUCGGAGGAGCCGCCGCAGCAGCUCCCCGCCUCCCGGGCUGAGGGAAUUUUAGGAAAGAUGGAUCAACCUAGUGGAAGAAGUUUUAUGCAAGUAUUAUGUGAAAAAUAUAGUCCUGAAAACUUUCCUUACCGCCGUGGUCCUGGGAUGGGAGUCCAUGUCCCAGCCACACCUCAGGGCUCUCCUAUGAAAGAUCGCCUCAACCUCCCAAGUGUACUAGUGUUGAACAGCUGUGGAAUAACCUGCGCAGGAGAUGAAAAAGAAAUUGCUGCCUUCUGUGCUCAUGUGUCGGAGCUAGAUCUUUCUGACAACAAGCUCAAAGACUGGCAUGAGGUCAGUAAAAUUGUGUCAAAUGUUCCCCAGUUGGAGUUUCUAAACCUGAGUUCCAAUCCUCUGAAUUUGUCGGUUUUAGAAAGAACAUGUGCUGGGUCCUUCUCUGGGGUUCGCAAACUUGUCCUCAACAACAGCAAAGCUUCUUGGGAGACAGUCCACACGAUACUGCAGGAGUUACCAGAUUUGGAGGAGCUCUUCCUGUGCCUUAAUGACUAUGAAACAGUGUCUUGUCCUUCUAUUUGCUGUCAUUCUCUUAAGCUACUACAUAUUACAGACAAUAACCUCCAAGACUGGACUGAAAUACGAAAGUUAGGAGUUAUGUUUCCUUCACUGGAUACCCUUGUCCUGGCCAACAAUCAUUUGAAUGCUAUUGAGGAGCCUGAUGAUUCACUGGCCAGAUUGUUUCCUAAUCUGCGAUCCAUCAGCCUCCACAAGUCAGGUUUGCAGUCCUGGGAAGACAUUGACAAACUCAAUUCAUUCCCCAAACUUGAAGAAGUGAGAUUAUUAGGAAUUCCUCUUCUGCAGCCAUAUACUACUGAGGAGCGAAGGAAAUUGGUGGUAGCCAGAUUACCAUCAGUUUCCAAACUUAAUGGCAGUGUUGUUACCGAUGGUGAACGAGAAGAUUCUGAGAGAUUUUUUAUUCGUUACUAUGUGGAUGUUCCACAGGAAGAAGUGCCAUUCAGGUAUCAUGAACUGAUCACAAAGUAUGGGAAGUUGGAGCCUUUGGCAGAAGUGGACCUAAGACCCCAGAGCAGUGCGAAAGUAGAAGUCCAUUUUAACGAUCAGGUGGAAGAGAUGAGCAUUCGUCUGGACCAAACAGUUGCAGAACUAAAGAAACAAUUAAAAACUCUAGUGCAAUUACCCACAAGCAACAUGCUUCUUUACUAUUUUGACCAUGAAGCACCCUUUGGCCCAGAGGAGAUGAAGUACAGCUCUCGGGCAUUGCAUUCCUUUGGCAUUAGGGAUGGAGAUAAAAUUUAUGUGGAAUCCAAAACAAAAUAACCUCGACCAGCCUUGUAAAACACACACUUAAGGACUUCUUGCAGGGCAUGUUUCCGGUGUAGUUUU
Messenger RNA from Cynocephalus volans (Philippine flying lemur), 1493 nucleotides. It is a transcript of the gene TBCEL, whose product is annotated as tubulin folding cofactor E like. Gene Ontology annotation, molecular function: protein binding. NCBI's taxonomy places the organism in Eukaryota, Metazoa, Chordata, Mammalia, Dermoptera, Cynocephalidae. Bases 153 to 1427 code for a protein of 424 amino acids. The record is from RefSeq and is a predicted model, not a curated record. The transcript has 8 exons.